AAUCAUCAUUGGUCCAAAUACAGAACAGUUCCCUCACUCUGGUGUUCUUGGCUGCUGACAGAGAGGAGAGGGGGAGCGGGAGGGGGGGGGUAACCUCAAAUUAUUAUUGCAACUCUGUCCACUGUGAGCCCAUGAGGUGUUUGUGUGCAGAAACUAAAGCUGGAUUCAUACUGAGGACAUGGGAGUCACCCAUGGAAAGAAGAGAGAUCUCCAACAUUCUACAGAGACACACCUGAACGGGUCUGCCUCAGUAAUGCAGACACACAAAAUUGAACAGCAAGACCGACAUUCAAAGCCUCAGGCUCCUCCGUCUCAACUACACAGUGUGGAGGAGAGCAGUAAUCUCAUCAGACCGCAAAAACCUCUCAAUCCUGUAACAGCCUCCAAGAGUCACCAGGAGCUCCAUAAAGAACUGCGGAUGACCCACAAGAGGAGAGUGUCUCAAGACGGAAAGACUGAACUCCAGAAGGCUUUAGAAAAGAGGAGAUGGGAACAAAGGAUGAAGGCGAGCAGGGAUCAGGAAGAGACAAAGAGGAACAGAUCUCCACUUCAUCAGGAACUGUUGAAAAGACAACAGAGGCUAGAAAAGCUUGAAAGAGAAAAAGGACAACAGCGAGAGGGGCCAGAGUUCCUUCGAGUCAAAGAGAGGCUGAGAAGAACUGCAGUGUUAGAUGUAGGAGGAAAAAUAGUGUGACAGUUAUGAUUUUAUCGAUUGAAUGUGCGUCUUUUGUGUCAGUACAAUGGACGUUGGUAUUAAUUGAUUGGACAGAGAGACUGAUCUCAUGAGGGCUUUGAAAAAACACAAAAGAUCAUAAAACUGCACAACAUAUAGAUAUUCAGCAGUCAUAAUGAAAACAACAGUCCGUUACGGUGAAUUAACACAUUUGGCAGCCAAUCGUCCCAGUGAUUAGCUGAGCAAAGGUGCAAGAGCUUAUAGGAGCAGUCAGUAUUUUCCGUUAGAAAUCAAAGUGUACAUGUAUGAAAAAUAAUAUAACGAUUCAGUUUGA
Etheostoma cragini (Arkansas darter) is the source of this 1007-nucleotide messenger RNA. Its product is annotated as actin-associated protein FAM107A. Gene Ontology annotation, biological process: regulation of actin cytoskeleton organization; actin filament polymerization; actin filament bundle assembly. The coding region runs from base 179 to 694 and encodes 171 amino acids. Gene Ontology annotation, cellular component: synapse; neuron projection; stress fiber. The transcript is spliced from 5 exons. The record is from RefSeq and is a predicted model, not a curated record. NCBI's taxonomy places the organism in Eukaryota, Metazoa, Chordata, Actinopteri, Perciformes, Percidae.